AUGGCUUCCACACGGAGUCUCAAUAUGCACACGACGAGACCGUCCAUCUCGGCGAGCUCGGGCGGCGCGGUCAAGUCGAGGCAGCUGCUGGCUCAGCUGUCUGCCAACCUUGCGGAUACGGAGAACCUGGUUCGUAUGACGAGCGUGCAGGCGGAGAGUAUGCGGGGACUGGGUGCGUGGCACGGUGGCAUAGCAGGAGAUGUUGAGGCGGGAAGCGCUACGGAUGAGCGCGAAGCUAUGCAGAGCUCGAUGCUGAUGAGGGAUAGGUUCAUGGCUGCGAGCAAGGUCCUCGGCGAGGAGGCUAUCAAUCGCGAUGCGGCGGCACAGGCUAAGGGCGGCCAGCGCUGA
Molecule: messenger RNA, 348 nt
Organism: Colletotrichum chrysophilum
Lineage: Eukaryota; Fungi; Ascomycota; Sordariomycetes; Glomerellales; Glomerellaceae
Exons: 3
Coding region: 1-348 (115 amino acids)
Biological process (GO): attachment of spindle microtubules to kinetochore
Cellular component (GO): DASH complex
Source: RefSeq, a predicted model, not a curated record